UCACAAUUGCCGGCUUCAACCGCUGCAAAUUCAACAUCUAUUGACAUCACUAAUAAUGCGGAUCUUUCUUUUCGAUCUAGGAAGCCUCGGUUGCCAAAUUUGGAAAUUGAUCGUUUUCAUGAGUCGUUUUUGGAAAAGAGGUGCAGGAUGAUGGAAAACUUGGAUCAAGCCUUGGCAACUCAAACACCAGGCCAGCAGAAAAUGCUGAAAGCCUUGAGGUGCUAACACCGGCGCGUUUCCUGAAGGGUUCCAGCUACACUAAGUUUCCUGAGCCUGGCAUUAUUCAUCUCCGCGAAGACCGCCUCAGCAGAUGGCAGCGGGUUACCCAGAUGCAGCAACAUUUCUGGAAAAGGUGGAGCAGCGAGUAUUUGUCCCUACUUCAAGAGAGGAGCAAGUGGCGCUUCGAAACGUCUAACAUCAAGGUUGGACGCAUAGUUUUGCUGAAGGAGGACAACGUUCCACCCUUGAGUUGGCAGCUUGGGUGCAUCCAGGAAGUCAUACCCGGCGGGGACGGAGUCAUCAGAGUAGCUAUGGUCCGCACAGCUAUGGGUCUGAUCAAGAGAGCCGUCGCCAAGCUAGCCGUUCUGCCCAUCGAUUCCGAGAUAGUUGGAACCUUACCUCUUCCAACGGGGGGAGUAUGUUCGGAGCAGAUCGCCAGCGCCUAGUCAUGCGCGCAUAGGUGUACGACGGCACCU
This is a messenger RNA of Drosophila subpulchrella, 695 nucleotides long. RefSeq lists its product as uncharacterized. The record is from RefSeq and is a predicted model, not a curated record. Lineage: Eukaryota; Metazoa; Arthropoda; Insecta; Diptera; Drosophilidae. The transcript has 2 exons. The coding region runs from base 330 to 665 and encodes 111 amino acids.